GCAUAGCUGUCGUUGAAUGCCAAAACUCGCGACGCUUUAUUUCUCUCGUCAAAAACUGACAUUUUAUGCACCCGACAGAAAAAUCGCAAAAAGUGUUUUGUUUUUCGCUCGUGUGAAAAGUAUAUUCCUUAAAAAGCACAUAAAUUCAAUCGAUUCAAGUGCAGUUAUGGUGAAGCUAUAAUAAUAAGGCCUAAAACAUGGAUGAUGAUGAUUUGAUUAUUCUGGACGAUGAGAUGCACCUGCUCGCUGAAUUAGCUCAGCAGCAACAACAACAACAGCUAGGGGUCUACAAUCCGGGUCCAUCCAUGGUCAUCACGGUGAAAACCAAUGUUCCGAAGCCAAAACAAGAAACACAACAACAGCGGACCACUCGAGGUCGGGGAGUGAAACGUACCAGCAAUGGCGCUAAAGUGGUACCCACCAAGAAAAAUCAUCCUCGAGCGAUUCCCGAACCGGAUCCGCCGGUUCAGUGCAGUUCGUCGGUAAUUGUGGAUGGUCAGGAUGUUUACUAUAUACAGGAAGUGGGCGACGAUAGUUCGGAAGCCAUUGGAUUAACAGCGGAGGAUGUCCCUUAUCUAAAUUCCGAUGCGAUUGUGUCUUUAGACGAUGAUGGGACCGACACGGACGAAGCGCCGGAAGGGCAAGAGCAGCAGCUGCUGAAGGAUGAGCAAGAAUACUAUAAUGUUGAACCGCUGGAGUUGUCAGAUGUUUGGAACGACUUGAUAACGGCCAAUCAAGAGAUUCUUAUUCUGCUUGAGUUGUCGGACCUCAAGGACCACAUUGUGGACGCACGACGGAUCGAAGAGCAGAUCAAAGAUAUGGCAUGUGAGUAUUGUAACAGAAUAUUUCCGGAUAUUAAGACCUUGGACCGACACAUCCGUAAAAUACACUUCACCACAGAACUGUUCGAGUGCGACAGCUGUGACGGCAAAUUUCAACAUUUCGCGCGCUUCAAGGAUCACCUCAACGGACACACUGGGGAUCGUGUUUACCAGUGCGAUGAAUGCAACCAUCAGUAUGCCUUCCGGAUGGGAUUUCUGGUGCACAAAAUCCUCGACCAUAUGAAGCUGAACGGCGUUUACGUGUGUCCCAAGUGCGAUCUGGAUUGCCGCGAUGCCCAAAACUAUAAACUGCACAUAGCAAGCCAUAUUGAGUUUGGGCCGUCGAGCACAGCGGCACAAGUACCGGCACAGCCGAGUACUGCACCAGUAGCAGCAACAGCACCAGCACCAGCUAGAUCUAAUAAUGGGACACAGCGGAAGAACGAUUCCGUCAGCGCCGGUAAGACAUCUUCUUUCUUCAAGGAAAAUGAGCGAAACAAAUUUCUCAAUGUUUUUGAGAGCUUCUCCAAAAACCGAAACGUGGAACAGUCGCUUUCGACUGUACCUCGAAACAGGAAGAAAUUUUAAUAUUAAUUUACGGUAAGCCAUUGACAUUUCUUUUACAAUUAUUAUUUUUUUCAAAAGCUCCAGCAAGAAGUGAAUGUUGCUUCAAUUGAUUAUGUCAUAUUGAUUUUACUUUUGAACACAUGGAAUUGUUUCUAAUUCUACUUUACUAAUACAAAGUACGAAAAAAGUCCUCUUAAAAGAAAUUCAUAUAAAAAAUGAGAAUUAUAUUUCGGUAACAUUUCCUAUUCCAGAGGUUACUGUUUUUCUUUUGUUUGCAGUUGCCUCAGUGAAGAAGUUGAGUGUAUGUAUAUAAAUAAUAAUAAUUUAUCAAUAAUUGCAUUGUUGAUAUUUUUGUUCUAUUGGUCGUUGAUGACAAACGGCAUCAUGGUUUUAGAUUUCGGUAAUGAUUACUAAUAAGGUUACUUGAUUUGAUAAAGCAUUUAAAUCACCCA
Messenger RNA from Armigeres subalbatus, 1840 nucleotides. RefSeq names its product zinc finger protein 92-like. Gene Ontology annotation, cellular component: nucleus. Gene Ontology annotation, biological process: regulation of transcription by RNA polymerase II. The record is from RefSeq and is a predicted model, not a curated record. Bases 198 to 1409 code for a protein of 403 amino acids. The transcript is spliced from 2 exons. Gene Ontology annotation, molecular function: RNA polymerase II transcription regulatory region sequence-specific DNA binding; DNA-binding transcription factor activity, RNA polymerase II-specific. NCBI's taxonomy places the organism in Eukaryota, Metazoa, Arthropoda, Insecta, Diptera, Culicidae.